CGUCGUCGUCGUCGCCGUCGUCGUCGUGGUGGUGUGCGUGUGCGUGCGGACUCCGUUCGCCGGGGUUCGACGUACCCCAACCCCUACGAUGCCCAAUGGUUGACCGUGCACCGCCGAGUGCUACACGGGGACGCUUGACGCGCCGCGGUUCCCAUUGUUAUUGUUAUGCUCGCGACGACGAUUGCGGUUCGGUGAACUUGUUACGCGGCUCCAUCGGCGUUCGGGAAGAGACGGCAGCGCUAUUAUUAUUAUCAUCAUCAUCAUUAUCAUCAUCAUCAUCGUCAACGACGACGUUUCGUAUCGCGCGUGAGCUUCGAACGGCGGCAGGAAGAACGGCAGGCUCGAGGACCACGACGACCACCGACGUCUUCUAGUAAGAGUGGGAAAACGAGAAAACGACGGAUUCUCUUCCCCCGUUGCUCCUUUUUGCGCGCCCUGCGAGGCAGAGGGAAGAGGUUAGGUUUUAUUACGGAAGAAAGAUAACAGGCCCGCGGGGGAGCCAUGGCCGACCACCUGGUGGACGGCCCUCCGCCGAAGCGGCCGAAGCUAGAUCCGUUCCAGGGGCCCUCGGACACGACGGUGGGUAUGGCGCCUUUAAUGAUGCACCAUGCUUAUACGAACUACGGGGGAGGUGGCAGUAACAUGCAACAAAUUCAGGGCCCAUCGCAACAGCUACAUCUGCAACAGCAUCCACUUCAACAACAUUGGAACAACAAUAAAAGAAAUUACAUAUCAAACACAGAAAUGUUUGAUCUUGAAAAUGAUCUUCCUGAUGACUUGCUGUCGUCUGGAUCUUGGGGUUCCGCGACCGAGAGCACUAAACCACCGGCGACAGGUCCUGGUCCAGGGCAGCAAAAUGGUGCUCUCGACUCAGAACUCAGGCAGCAUGUACAGCAACAGCAACUCUCUCAUCAUCUCAUCCAACAACAGGGCAACAAAAAUCUGGUGGCGAAUUCCUUGGUAAUGGCUGCCGGUACGCUAGGCAAUAAAAGUCCAAAUAUGCAAUCGCCACCGAAUGUUUCCGUCUCCAAGGGAGUAGUCGAUCCACAAAUGGUCGUGAGUCUCGGUAAUCUACCGAGUAGCAUAGCCAGUUCAUUGGCAAAUAAUCAAAUGUCCAUCGCAAAUUCGAUGGGCGGUCUACAAUCGUCCAUGAGCAUGGCCGGAAGUAACCCCGCGAUGUCGAUGCCGGGUGGCAUGAAUUCCGGAUUAGUGAUGACUAGUACUGCUAGCGGGAACAACAAUAUGGGGGGAAUGGCCGGGGGAAGUUUGAUAGUAACCAACAGUUUGAAUAAACCUUUAAAUACAGUAACCAUGAUGGGUCCUAAUACUCAAGCGAUACAUCACCCUAGCGGACCUCACGGAGUAACGCCGAUGCAAAAUGGUCCCGGCAUGAUGAACACGAGGGCCGUGACGAUGCAGCAGCCACAACAAACGCAUAUGGUCGGUCCAGCAAGAGGACAGAGUCCUCACCAACAAGUGCAUCAAGUUGGUAUCGUUCCCGGUCAAGUCGGUCCCAGAAUGCAGGCUCCUCCUAACAUGACGAGUUUACCCAACAUGGGACAAAUAAGUGCAUCGAGCCCAUACGGCGGCUAUGGUUUUGCAAAUAUUAGUGGGUUAAAGGGAUGCCGGACUGACGGCCGAAUUCCGAUAGGUGUCGUCAAACCGCAACAAAAGGCUGUGGGAACAAACAUGACUGCCAUGCAAGCAGCAGCAGCAGCCGCCAACAGAUUCACCGGAACGGCCGGCCCUAUUGGUACUACGAACGUUGUGGGCGGUCAGGAGGGUGGAACGGCAGCACAACAGACACAACCAUCCGCACCGAGUCCGGCUCAACCUCAAUCAGGAGGAUCGUCUGGAGGAGGACAGCCAGGUCCGCAGCAAAGUGCUCAAGGACAAAUGGCUCCAACUCCAACGAAUCCGAAAUCGACGCCCGAUCCAGAAAAAUGUAGACUUAUUCAACAACAAUUGGUAUUACUUCUACAUGCUCAUAAAUGUCAACGUCGCGAAACUCAAGCGAACGGCGAAAUGAGACAGUGUACCUUACCGGAUUGUAAAACGAUGAAAAAUGUUUUGAAUCACAUGACGAAUUGCCAAGCUGGGAAGAAUUGUACUGUACCACACUGUAGUAUGUCCCGACAAAUUAUCAGUCAUUGGAAGCAUUGCAAUCGAGGUGACUGUCCGGUCUGCUUACCAAUAAAACAGGCCAAUAAAAACAGGACAAACUCUGCGCAAGCUCCUCCUGCAAUUCAACCAAAUAAUCAGCCAAAUCCGAGUCCAUCCGAGAUGAGAAGGGCUUAUGAUGCUUUAGGAAUUCAGUGUCCGACAACAACACCGGGAAUCUUAUCUGGCCAAGGCGUUGGUAGAGGCGUUAGAAUACCAGCGCCUGGCAUGACAGGUCCUCCAGGUACACUGGGAAAUGUUAGAUUAACAGCGCAACCUCAAACACAGACUGCGCCGGGACAGUCCGUAGUCGGUGCUGGGCAACAAGUGGUCGCCCCGAACGUAUCUCUUCCUUUAAAUUCCGAUCCUAGUACGGUCGGGGUAGCUGGUAAUCAGACAGUAUCGGCUACCGGACCCACGUCUGCUGCGGCGGCGGCCGCUGCCAAUAUACAGCAGUCCGUCAAUAUGCAAACAUUGUUUGGACUAAACGAAUCCGGACAACCCGGCGUAAUUGGUGGAGAGAAUAGAUUACCUAAUCUGCAGCUUCCAGGCGGUCUUCAGUCCGGUCAAGUUACAGCGACACCAGUGCAAGGAACAAAAGAGUGGCAUAUGUCCGUUACACCAGAUCUCAGAAAUCAUCUUGUUCAUAAACUGGUACAAGCAAUAUUUCCAACUCCUGAUCCUCAGGCCAUGCUCGAUAAAAGAAUGCACAAUUUAGUCGCGUACGCAAGAAAAGUGGAAGGUGAUAUGUAUGAAAUGGCUAAUUCACGAUCGGAGUAUUAUCAUUUGUUGGCUGAAAAGAUUUACAAGAUUCAAAAAGAACUUGAUGAGAAACGACAAAAACGGAAGGAACAGCAACAGCAGCAACAGUUGCAAGCUCAACAACAGCAGCAACAACCGCCAUCAGCGGGUACAUCUGGUCCUGGAUUAAGGCCAUGCGCGCCUCCAAAUGUAGGGAAUGUAAUACCAGGGACAUCGAAACCUGUCGGGUCGGUACCUAGUCUACGAAGUCACUCACCCAGUAUAAGUCAGUUGGGAACGAUACCUGCAAUGGCCAUCCAGCAGCAUAACAGAAUGCAAUUUCCUCAACAACAACAACAGCAGCCCCAGCAGCAGCAACAGCAGGUUCAACAACAACAGCAGCAAGUACAAGCUCAGCAGCAACAACAACAACAACAAGGGAUCCUAGUCGGUCUUCCCGGUCCCAGUCCGAAUGGACAAUCUACAUCCAACGCUAAUAUGGUAUCGAAUUCCGGACAUAGUCCAUUUGGACAACCUCAAAUGUCUCAAGCUAAUCUCACAACAUCCACCACUGCAUCUAAUAAUGCAACGACUAGUCAAUUCCCGACGUCUAACGGUACGGCUUCCGGUUUACCUAACAGCUCUCCUAUACAGAAUCAGCAUCAGUUCCCCGAUAUGAUGAAAGUCAGACUAGCGCAAGCUCAGGCUCAAGCGGCGCAACAGCAGCAGCAGCAGCAACAACAACAACAACAACAACAGAAUCAGCAGCAACAGCCACAACCGACGAACACUCCGAACCAGAUUGGCACUCCGGCAACAUCGAUUCCGCAAGCGCCAUCACCUGUAUUCAGCGGAAUGCAACAACCGAGUACGCAACAACAACAGCAACAAAAUCAGCAGUUUCCCACCCGACCAUUAUCGGCUUCUACACCUAAUGACAACGGUAUCGCUACAUCAACACCGCAGACGAUACCACCACCUGUAUCUAGUGGACCGAGUCCAACGGGCGGCGUGCCUGUAACGACGACGACGGGUACGACAAACGGACCUCAAUCGACUACUUCCACGCCGAAUACACCGCUUGUACCGUCGUUAAUGACACCAAAUCAAACAGUCUCAUCCGCGUCCAAUCAGACACCACCUCAUUCGGGCCCGACGCCGUCCCCCGCCGGUCUUGCGAGCCUUGGCAAGGGUAUGACCUCGCAAGAACGGGCUGCGUUAAACACUCCUCGCAGCACGUCCAUGUCUUCACAGAUGGCCGCUAUCACAGCAGCGCUGGAUCGCGACAAUUCUCCCAGUCCGCCGAUGAACAACAACAAGGGUAAGCUGGAUUCCAAGGACGAGACGACUAUAAAAAUGGAAAUCAAACAGGAGCCGGAGGAGUCGCAGAAUCACAGGAUGGACGGUGGUAAGAGCGUGAACAAUGAGAUCACCAUAAAAACUGAUAAAACCGAGCCGAUGGAGGAAGGUUCGAAUGAAGCGACUGUGAAGGAGGAACCCACUGGCAUCAAAGAAGAGAGCAUGACUCCCAUCUCCGAUCAAGACGCGACUACCUCCGACAUUAAACCCAUGGUGCCGGAACCGAUUCAACCGAGCGGUACAUCUACCGACAAGAAGAAGUGUUUGUUCAAGCCCGACGAGCUACGCCAGGCACUGAUGCCGACGUUGGAGAAACUAUAUCGACAAGAUCCCGAAUCCAUACCAUUCCGACAACCCGUGGAUCCUCAGGCGUUAGGUAUACCGGAUUAUCCGACCAUCGUGAAGAAACCAAUGGAUCUGUCGACGAUUAAGAAGAAACUCGACACGGAGAAAUACAGCGAUCCGUGGGAGUACGUCGAUGAUGUGUGGAUGAUGUUCGACAAUGCCUGGCUCUAUAAUCGCAAGACUUCUCGAGUCUAUCGAUACUGCACUAAGCUCUCGGAAGUGUUUGAGCAAGAGAUAGAUCCUGUGAUGCAGGCUUUGGGAUACUGUUGUGGCAGGAAAUAUACAUUCAACCCACAGGUGCUGUGUUGUUACGGGAAGCAACUCUGCACAAUACCUAGGGAUGCAAAGUAUUACUCGUAUCAAAACAGAUACACCUUCUGUCAGAAAUGUUUCAACGACAUUCCUGGUGACACAGUGACGUUGGGAGACGAUCCAACGCAGCCUCAAACUGCCAUCAAGAAGGAACAGUUCCAGGAGAUGAAGAAUGAUCAUUUAGAAUUGGAACCUUUUGUAACCUGUACAGACUGUGGUAGGAGGGUACACCAAAUUUGUGUACUCCAUAUGGAAGCGAUCUGGCCGUUAGGGUUUACUUGUGAUAAUUGCUUAAAGAAGAAGGGUCAGAAACGCAAAGAGAAUAAGUUCAAUGCUAAACGAUUGCCUGUAACGAAACUCGGCACGUAUAUAGAGACGCGCGUGAAUAAUUUUCUGAAGAAAAAGGAAGCGGGCGCCGGCGAAGUCGCGAUCAGAGUAGUCGCGUCCAGCGACAAGGUCGUUGAGGUCAAGCCCGGUAUGCGAAGUAGAUUCGUCGAAAACGGCGACAUGCCUGGCGAAUUCCCUUAUCGUGCGAAAGCGUUAUUUGCAUUCGAGGAGGUUGACGGCACAGACGUAUGUUUUUUCGGUAUGCACGUGCAAGAAUACGGAAGCGAAUGCACGCCACCGAAUACGAGACGGGUUUACAUCGCUUAUCUAGAUUCUGUCCACUUCUUCCGGCCUAGACAAUUUCGUACGGCUGUAUAUCACGAGAUUCUUCUUGGGUAUCUCGACUAUGCGAAGCAGCUUGGAUAUACUAUGGCUCACAUUUGGGCCUGUCCACCUUCCGAAGGGGACGAUUACAUCUUUCACUGCCAUCCUGCAGAACAGAAAAUACCAAAGCCUAAAAGAUUACAAGAGUGGUAUAAGAAAAUGUUGGACAAGGGAAUGGUCGAGAGAAUCGUACUCGACUAUAAGGAUAUUUUGAAACAAGCGAUGGAAGAUAGACUUUCAUCCGCAGCAGAUUUGCCAUAUUUUGAAGGUGACUUUUGGCCGAAUGUACUGGAAGAAAGUAUUAAAGAAUUAGAUCAGGAAGAGGAAGAAAAGCGCAAACAGGCUGAAGCGGCCGAAGCGGCUGCUGCUGCGGCAAACGCAAUAUUUUCGCUAUCUGAAGAUUCGGAAACUCCGGACGGUAAGAAGAAAGGUCAGAAGAAAGCGAAGAAAUCCAAUAAGUCCAAAGCGAAUCAAAGGAAAAAUAGCAAGAAAUCGAAUACUCCUCAGACUGGCAAUGAUCUUUCCGCAAAAAUCUUUGCAACCAUGGAAAAGCACAAGGAAGUAUUCUUUGUAAUCAGGUUGCACAGUGCUCAAAGCGCGGCUAGUUUAGCACCGAUUCAAGAUCCCGAUCCCGUGAUCAAUUGCGAUUUGAUGGACGGUCGCGAUGCGUUUUUGACAAUGGCCAGAGAGAGGCAUUAUGAAUUUUCAUCGCUGAGAAGAGCGAAGUUUAGUUCCAUGUCCAUGUUAUAUGAAUUGCAUAAUCAAGGCCAAGACAAGUUUGUUUACACUUGUAAUAACUGCAAGAGUCAUGUGGAGACCAGAUACCAUUGUACAGUUUGUGAUGAUUUCGAUUUAUGUGUGAGUUGUAAAGAUAAAGACGGUCAUCCGCAUCCCAUGGAGAAACUUGGCUUUGAUUUAGAUGACGGAUCAUCGCCGGCCGAUGCCAAACAAACAAAUCCACAAGAAGCCCGGAAAUUGUCGAUACAGAGGUGCAUUCAAUCAUUGGUGCAUGCGUGCCAGUGUAGAGAUGCCAAUUGCCGUCUCCCGAGUUGUUGUAAGAUGAAACGAGUAGUAAUGCACACGAAGAACUGCAAGAGAAAGACGAAUGGUGGUUGUCCGAUUUGCAAGCAACUGAUCGCGCUAUGUUGUUAUCACGCGAAACACUGCCAAGAGACCAAGUGUCUUGUUCCAUUCUGCUCCAAUAUUAAACACAAGAUAAAGCAGCAACAGCUGCAACAACGGCUACAACAGGCGCAAUUACUCAGGAGACGAAUGGCUGUGAUGACGAGUACGAGACCAAGUGUACCUGUGGGGAUGCCGGCCGGUCAGCCUUCAAACGUCGCUAUGGCGACUGGAGUUGCAAUGAAGCCCGGCGUCAGUACUUCGAAUUUACCAUCGUCACAUCCGCAAGGCAUUGGCUUAAAACCUGGAGGCAACUUGCAGACACCUCCCGCUCAUGUGUUACAAGUAGUGAAACAGGUGCAGGAGGAAGCUGCGAGGCAACAAGCACCGCACGGUUAUGGCAAAGUGACACCAAGUGGUGGCGUUGGUGUAGGCGUUGGCGUCGGUGUUGGCGUUGGCGUCGGUGUCGGCGUCGGCGGUCAAACGGGCGGCGUAAUGCCACCACCGCAAAUGCAACGGCCAUUACCAGUCCAGAUGCCAAACCCUGGCACGCAUCUCAUGCCGAUGGAGCAAUGGACGGCAAACAGGUAUCAAUCGAACACGGUGAUGCAACAAAAUCCUAACUUGGCGCGUCAGCAGACGCCGCAACAGCUGAUGCAACAGCAACAGCCGCAUCAGGCUCAACCAGGGAUGGCAAUGAGCGCACAAAUGCCGCGGCAACCGACUGUGAUCGGAGGUCAAGUUGGUCCGCAGACGACCAAUAUGCAGAAGCAUGCACUGCAACAGCUGAUGCAGACCCUCAGAAGCCCGCAUACCCCCGAGCAACAGAACCAAAUACUCCAAAUACUCAAAAGUAACCCGCCGUUGAUGGCUGCCUUUAUCAAGCAACGGGCGCUUGUUUCGCAUCAGCAACAACCUGGUCAACAUGGCGGGGGAGUCGGUCCAUUGGGUCCUAAUCAACCUCAACAACAACCUGGUUUGCAGCAUAUGAUGUCCCAACAGCAACAGCCGCAGCAACAGCAGCAGCAGCAGCAACCGCAGCAGCAACAGCAGCAGCAGCAAGGCAGAUUGCAAAUACAGGCAAUGUUGACGCAACAGGCGCAACAACAACAGCCGGUGCAACAACAACAGGCGCAAUGGUACAAGCAGCAGAUGAUGCUGCAGCAGCAGAGGCAACAGGUGGUCCAGCAGCAGCAGCAACAGCAGCAGCAGCAGCACAACACACAACAGCAGCAGCAGCAGCAGCAGCAACAACAGCAACAACAGCCAUUUACUCAACCACCAGCGCCGCCGUACGGUCAACAACGACCCAUACGGCCGCUUCUUGGUUAUGGCGGUUUCAACGAACAAGGCUAUGGUCAGCCGGGUCUGAAACCCACUCCACCGCCUGUGCCCUCGCCGCAAGGCGUCAUGGGGCCGCCGGGGAUCUCCGUGCAGCAACAGCUGAUGCAAUCAGUCCGUUCGCCACCGCCUAUCCGUUCUCCACAACCCAACCCCUCGCCACGACCUGUUCCUUCUCCUCGUAAUCAGCCAGUACCGUCGCCGCGAUCGGGUCCCGUGCCGUCGCCGCAUCACCAUCCACCUCAUGGCACGCCUACGCAUUCGCCGGCACAUGAACUCGGUGGCGGUCCUAGCGAGAUGAUGCUCUCGCAGUUGGGUGGUGGACCAGGUGCGCCUACCGGCCAUCCCGCCGCUAUGCCUCAUCAUCCCUCGCCGGCUCCGGCGCCCACGAACGGUGGCGCAGACGCCAAUGAGGUGACGCCGAUGACGCCACAGGACCAACUCUCCAAGUUCGUCGAGGGAUUGUAGUGACUGUUACGGACGAUCACAUCGGUCGAUUAUGUAAGUGAUUCCUUUAACUCUCCGCCGGCGGGGUCCGGGUCAUUCGUGACCCAUAUCUUAAUACUGUUUUAUAAAGUUUACAUAUAAUAAUUGAAGCAAAUAUUUCAUGCGUAUAGAAUAACGCAGCACACAUAAUUAUUAUUUAUUUUUUUAUUUAUAAUUCAAGUAUUUUCCUUUUUGUGCUUCAAUCAUAUAUAUACAUACAUAUAUAUAU
Molecule: messenger RNA, 8806 nt
Organism: Nylanderia fulva
Lineage: Eukaryota; Metazoa; Arthropoda; Insecta; Hymenoptera; Formicidae
Source: RefSeq, a predicted model, not a curated record